This is a messenger RNA of Cylicocyclus nassatus, 489 nucleotides long. The record is from the annotation of a GenBank genome assembly. Lineage: Eukaryota; Metazoa; Nematoda; Chromadorea; Rhabditida; Strongylidae.
AUGCUGCUGCUCGAAUUCAAAAGAUCGAACAUCACAAAGACGUGGAAGCUUGAUGCGAAUUCACCCUUCAAGGAAGUGGAUAUGAUUGAAAUUUUAGAAAGAUGGAGUCCCCUUGCGCGCUCCAGUCGCGGAAACCAUUUUUUGACGAUGGUGGAGUUUCUGAGAUUUUAUCUUCGCCAUGCUUGCGAGCCACCUCAUGAAAUACAACAUUUCGCUUGCCGCCAGUUUGGAAGGCAAGGUCGAAAUCCUCAUCUGCUUGACUUCCCAAAACCCAUGAUAGUUUUCCUGACCAACUUCGUAUUAGACGCUUUUGGCUUGUUCGCAGAUGAACUUCUUCUAAGUGCCUAUGAAUGCGCAACAUAUGCUAACAGUUACUGGCGUACCCUAGAAGAGAAUGAUGAUGAACGCGCGAAGAGGUUUGAUAGCAUGGUGAAAGCCAAAAUCACUUGGAAAGAAAUUGUUCGUACAGCGAUUGGAAGAGCAUUAUAG